GUGGCUUCAUCCUCAGCCUCCGCCACACAAUGACAAUGGCUUCGGGAGCAGGUUUCUUUCUUGAGCCAACAGCCCAUGCUCCACCGCGUAACACGGUCUCGACCUCUGUUGGUAGCUCAACAACAUCCGCAUCGCCGCGGGAGCCAUUGCGUCUCUCCCCCUCCCAGCUGACGCGACUUCGCUCCCAUUUGGACGACGCCCUACUCAGCAUCCAGCGUCGCUACGCCAGACGAUUCCAUGAUGCCUCUUCAUCCUCUUCUCACGCCUCAGAUCCCAGCGCCUCCGCUCCACCUCUCAACACGCUGCAACGGUAUUGCUCCGCCUGGACGACAGACAUCCUACCCCUCGUGACGCGUAUAGAUCCUUACGGAGCUGCGCAGACCACCACCGCGCUCGCGUAUGCGAUGGCUGUAACGGAUAGCGUUGGGGUGGGCAUCGCCGGCUACGACCUGCCGACGGAGUCAUCGGAAUCAUCGAUCGCCCUUCAGUCGGCGCUACAAUUGCUCGGCCUCAUCGAUGCCCUCUGGUCCGCUCUCCUCGUUGGACGCUCUCUCUCCCUUCCCCUCGCUCAGCGACGGAUACGCGCCCGCCUCGCUCCCUCCCACACCGCAGCGGAAGGGGAAAACGAGGAAGCUGAGAUGCAGAGACGAACUGAACGUUCCAUGCGCGAUAGUGAUCCCAUCACCGGCUCGCUCGGCACACGCACCACGAGCGCGACGGAUCGGGUGCGGCUGCGUAAUCUGCUGAUCGAUAGGCGUGAGGCCUUGAGCAGGUGGAUGGGGGAGCAGGGUGGUGUAGCUAUGCCAGAGGAGGAAGAUGGAUGGGAGAGGGAGCAGCGUGCGCUGAGGCAGGAAGCAGGGAGAGGGGAGAACAGGAGAAGAGAAGAAGAGAGCAGAAAGGCAGAGGCUGAGUCGCAGCAACUUGACGGCAUACAAGGGGAUCAAGAUGAGAAAGAAGACGAGGACGAUGACGAGGAUGAGGAAGCUGGAUUGGAAGAAGUUGAUGUCCCUCGGCCAAAUGACCAGUACGCCGACGACGGCGAGGAAGACUUCGCAGGCGAUGGGAGCCGAAGUCAUUUUCGAGACCUCUUUGCGCGUAAACUCGACCCUGAUGAGGACGACAGCGAGGACGAGGUAGAGGAAGAGGAAGGGGAAGAGGUCGGUGAAGAGCAGGCAGAACGGAGCGAGACCACACAGGGAGAAGAGGAUGAGGCUGCAGCAAGGGUGAAGCGGCGUCGCCUGGACGAGUCACCAAACGACAACGCCAAUGGCGCCUCACCACCACCUCCCACCGUGAACGCACCACUUCCUCCUCGUACUUCACCGCCGCCUGCUACCUCCUCGACCUCGAGUGGCUUCGCCAUCCCUCGCGACACGCUUUCCCUUCAACGACUCACGACGCACAUCUUCUCCCGCUCGCUAGCCACGCUGGAAAGAUUGGACGCUGCAGCCAGCGCAGCGAAUGAGAGAUAGCCAGUCCUAGAUGCAAAGGCGCUCAAGGGCAAUGGCUCGGCGUCUCUCUCAGGGCACCACGCAUCUGCUUGGGCGACGUGAGCGACAAUGAGCAGGAGUGGCAAAAUUGCGUUGCGAUGCCAAAGACGUCAGCCGAUGACAUUGGGCACCCUCAUUCAUUGGUGGCACUUGAUUCAAGGUGUGGCAUGGCAUAGGCCGGCCAGGAGGUGGGCAGCAAGUAAAGCGGCUGAACUUCGCACUAGAUUGAAGGCCAAUCGACUUUAGAUUGGUGGAGCAAUCAAGCCAGAGGUGGUUCAGUCUGCGCACCCCAUCGUUCGAUGAAACGGCUGAUCAUUUGGCAGGCCCUUACCCCACCGAGGCACAUCAGGGGCACCAGUCGC
Jaminaea rosea is the source of this 1852-nucleotide messenger RNA. RefSeq lists its product as hypothetical. Bases 36 to 1472 code for a protein of 478 amino acids. NCBI's taxonomy places the organism in Eukaryota, Fungi, Basidiomycota, Exobasidiomycetes, Microstromatales. The record is from RefSeq and is a predicted model, not a curated record. The transcript has a single exon.